CCCCCCCCCCCAAAUCAGUGCCCCUUGAUUAGACCCCACCAUGGCAGAUCCAGAUCUUGAUUUCACCAGUGGAGAUGCCGGGGCCUCUGAGACGUACCCGCAGCAGUGCAGUGCUCUGCGCAAAAACGGCUUCGUGGUCCUGAAGGGUCGUCCCUGCAAAAUCGUCGAGAUGUCCACUUCCAAGACUGGAAAGCACGGCCAUGCUAAGGUUCACCUGGUUGGUAUCGACAUUUUCACUAAUAAGAAGUAUGAAGAUAUUUGUCCUUCCACCCACAACAUGGACGUGCCCAACAUAAAGAGAAACGACUUCCAGCUGGUUGAUAUUAAUGAGGGUUUCCUGUCUCUCAUGAUGGACAACGGUGAUGUGCGUGAGGACCUCCGUGUUCCUGAAGGUGACCUGGGCAAGGAGAUUGAAUCCAAAUACAGUGCCGGUGAAGACAUGAUGAUUACUGUGCUCUCAGCGAUGGGUGAAGAGGCUGCAGUUGGAAUCAAGGCCUUUACCAAAUAGGAAGAGAGAGAGGGCGAGAGAGAGACUGGGCUGCUCAGGCUGCAACAUGCACCACAUUUUAAAAUCUCCUGAUUUUUGGUUUUGUUUUUUCACCAAAGCUCUGGCCUUCACACAUCACAUUUGGGUUUUUUUUUUAAUAUAAAUAAUCCAUCUUCAUCUUUUGUCAUUCUGCUGGACUUUUCUUUCACAGCUUAAUUUCAUUAGGUCGUUUUGGCAUUCUCACAGAUCAGAUUCUUUUAGGGUUUUUUCUUUUCUUUUUAUUCCACUGUUUUGCCUUCAUGGUGUUGGUCUGGCCACUUGCAUUCCUGAAUGUUGAAACAGGAUUCAUACAGACAGAUGUAUAGACAGACAUAACAUUGCAGAUUACUUUGCAGAAUCAAUGCCUUUCAGUGGAGUAUUAUGUGCAGUGCAUUUUAAAGAAAGGGAAGAAACGGUCCUCACUGACAUUUUUAUCCCCCUGCCUUAAGGGUGCCAUAACGGGUUUUUUUUUUUUUUAAUAAUAUAUAAACAUGGUUCUGUAUCUGCACUAAGAUCAGUUCUCUCAGUUGAUGCCUUUACCCAAAGUGAGAUGUGAGUGUCCUGGUAGUUAGCACUUUGUAGUACCUAAAGUACCUUGAGUACUACUAAAAACAUUUUUUGGGUUUUUUUUUUUUUGCUUUUUUAAGUAAAAUCACUAAGACAGUAAGAAAUAAACUUCAGUGGAAUUUAUAAAUGCCAGUCUCCAUUGUGACUUGGACAGAAGGAUGUGAUGGCCAUGUGUGAGUACCUCUGUAAUGCAAUAGCAGCCUGGUUCUGGCUGUCAGACAACCUUAAAUAAAGUGUUGAAGCCUG
Messenger RNA from Neoarius graeffei (lesser salmon catfish), 1339 nucleotides. RefSeq names its product eukaryotic translation initiation factor 5A (gene eif5a). Gene Ontology annotation, molecular function: RNA binding; ribosome binding; translation elongation factor activity. The transcript is spliced from 4 exons. Gene Ontology annotation, biological process: positive regulation of translational termination; positive regulation of translational elongation. The coding region runs from base 41 to 508 and encodes 155 amino acids. The record is from RefSeq and is a predicted model, not a curated record. Lineage: Eukaryota; Metazoa; Chordata; Actinopteri; Siluriformes; Ariidae.